Messenger RNA from Pyrus x bretschneideri (Chinese white pear), 822 nucleotides. RefSeq lists its product as uncharacterized. The coding region runs from base 118 to 705 and encodes 195 amino acids. The transcript is spliced from 2 exons. The record is from RefSeq and is a predicted model, not a curated record. Lineage: Eukaryota; Viridiplantae; Streptophyta; Magnoliopsida; Rosales; Rosaceae.
AAACUUUUAAAACCUCUCUCUCUUACCCUGCAAAAACCCUAGCGGCCAUUGAAGGAAGCCAAGCCAAUCAAAGCAUCACGCUCUCGCUCUCUACAAUCGGCCCCUACAAUCCUUACCAUGCUCCCGCACUCUUACGCCCUCAAUUCCCAUUCCAAAUCCCAAGACCUCGCCUGCACCAUCCUCGCUUCCUCCGCCCCGCACCAGAUCUCCUCCACCUGCGCCUCCAUUGAGUCUUUCCUGCAUUCACUCUCACCCGACCAAUCCCGCCACUUCUUCUCCCUCACCUUCCCAACCCUCAUCUGCAAGCUCUUCGGCUUCGACGAUGCAGCGUCAUCACCCCUGCCUCCGCCACAACCAGCUUCACAGCAACAACCCUCGCCUUCCGCCCCCUCCGCCUCACCCAACGGCUGGAUUGACACCGUCCUCGCGUCCAACGACAUAGAUUUAGCCAACAGGCUGUUCGCCCUCCUCGCGCCCAAUAGCCUCCUCUUCAACGCAAUCUCCGCCGUUGAUCGCCUCUCCCUCGUCAAAUACGUGUUCCCUAUUGAACGGUUGCCGGAAUGGGUCCGAUUCAUGCUUACCUCGGAAAAUGAUAUCCGGGGUUUUCGAGCACUAGGCGUGAGGCGGAGGUUAAAAUUGAAUGCAACUUGUAUAUUAGGCUUUUAUAUGCAUAUCUUCGUGCUUUUGUUGGUGCAACUGAUUUGAAUCAACACCUUCCAUACCGAAGUUCGCUUUUGCAUUACUCUUCGGGAUAUGAUACCUCGGUUAUAGCUCAGGCAGAGUUUUUUGUGAAUGCUUUGGUGAAUUUUUGGUUGGUUGAUA